Pteronotus mesoamericanus is the source of this 1443-nucleotide messenger RNA. It is a transcript of the gene STK32C, whose product is annotated as serine/threonine kinase 32C. The transcript is spliced from 12 exons. Lineage: Eukaryota; Metazoa; Chordata; Mammalia; Chiroptera; Mormoopidae. Bases 1 to 1443 code for a protein of 480 amino acids. Gene Ontology annotation, biological process: protein phosphorylation. Gene Ontology annotation, molecular function: protein kinase activity; ATP binding. The record is from RefSeq and is a predicted model, not a curated record.
AUGAGGAGCGGCGCCGAGCGCAGGGGCAGCAGCGCCUCGGCGCCCCCCAGUUCGCCGCCCUCCGGCCGCGCGCGCCCUGCGGGCCCCGACGCGCCCCUGGCCCUGCAGCCGCCCGCCACCGGCCAGCCUCGAGCCCGGGACGCGGGCGAUGCCCGCGCGCAGCCGCGCCCCCUGUUUGCGUGGAGCAAGUGGAAGAAGAGGAUGAGCUCGUCCAUGUCGGCGGCCCCCGCGCGGAGGCCCGUGUUUGACGACAAGGAGGACGUGAACUUCGACCACUUCCAGAUCCUGCGGGCCAUCGGGAAGGGCAGCUUCGGCAAGGUGUGCAUUGUGCAGAAGCGGGACACGGAGAAAAUGUACGCCAUGAAGUACAUGAGCAAGCAGCAGUGCAUCGAGCGCGACGAGGUGCGCAACGUCUUCCGGGAGCUGGAGAUCCUGCAGGGGCUGGAGCACGUGUUCCUGGUGAACCUCUGGUACUCCUUCCAGGACGAGGAGGACAUGUUCAUGGUGGUGGACCUGCUGCUGGGUGGGGACCUGCGCUACCACCUGCAGCAGAACGUGCAGUUCUCCGAGGACACCGUGCGGCUGUACAUCUGCGAGAUGGCGCUGGCCCUGGACUACCUGCGCGGCCAGCACAUCAUCCACAGAGACGUCAAGCCCGACAACAUUCUGCUGGACGAGCGAGGCCACGCGCACCUGACCGACUUCAACAUCGCCACCAUCAUAAAGGACGGGGAGAGGGCGACCGCGCUGGCUGGGACCAAGCCGUACAUGGCUCCGGAGAUCUUCCAGUCUUUCGUCAACGGCGGGACCGGCUACUCCUUCGAGGUGGACUGGUGGUCGGUGGGGGUGAUGGCGUACGAGCUGCUGCGAGGAUGGAGGCCCUACGACAUCCACUCGAGCAACGCCGUGGAGUCCCUGGUGCAGCUGUUCAGCACCGUGAGUGUCCAGUACGUCCCCUCCUGGUCCAAGGAGACGGUGGCACUGCUGCGGAAGCUCCUCACUGUGAACCCCAAGCACCGAGUCUCCAGCCUCCAGGACAUGCAGGCGACCCCAUCACUGGCCAACGUGCUGUGGGACGACCUCAUCCAGAAGAAGGUGGAGCCAGGUUUUGUGCCCAACAAGGGCCGCCUGCACUGCGACCCCACCUUCGAGCUGGAGGAGAUGAUCCUGGAGUCCAGGCCCCUGCACAAGAAGAAGAAGCGUCUGGCCAAGACCCGGUCCCGGGACAGCAGCAGGGACAGCUCCCAGUCUGAGAAUGACUACCUUCAGGACUACCUGGAUGUGAUCCAGCAGGACUUCGUGAUCUUUAACCGAGAGAAGCUGAAGAGGAGCCGGGACCCCGCCCGGGCUGCUCCUGACGCCGAGUCUGGGGACGCUGACAGCGAGGGCAGCCCCGCCCUGCCCACGUGCGGCCCCAUCUGCCCCUCGGCGGGGAGCAGCUAG